AUGGCUGUAAUCAAGAAGUGUAGCUCACUGUUGGCAGCAGUUGUGUUGCUGCUGGUGGUGGUCACCUCCUCGACGGCUCAGGAUGAUGGUCCGCUGUUCCCGCUGUCCAUCAUCCACUUUAACGAUCUGUACGCACGGUACAACGAGGUGGAUCUGGAAGGAUUCGCUUGCAUUGGCCGGGAACAGUGCCAGGGUGGUUAUGCCCGGCAAGUGUCCAUCGUCCGGGAGCUGCAGGCCCAAUCGAAUCCAACGCUUUACCUGAACUCCGGUGGCAGCUUUAAGGGUACGCUCUGGUACUCGGUGCAUCGCUGGGAGGUGAUUGCGGCCAUGCUUAACGUCCUGCCAACGGAUGCGAUGACUCUCGGUCGUUUUGACUUCUUCCAUGGACUGGAAGGACUGAAUCCGUUCAUGGCCGCCUCCGACAGUCCGAUCGUGCUGACCAACGUGGACAACUCGGGUGAACCUUCGUUCACGAACUUUGAGCGUUCGAUCGUGGUGGAGCGUGAGGGUCGUCGUAUCGGUAUCCUUGGCGUUAUCCUGCCCACGGUAUCCGCCGUCGGUGAUCCUGGCAAUCUUACCUUUACCAAUCCGGCCACAGCGAUCCGUGAGGAAGCGGAGCGACUGGACAGCGAAGGCGUAGAGAUCAUCAUCGUCAUCUCGUACAACGGAUUCAACGCCGAACGGAACAUCGCUCGCGAUUGUGGACCGCACGUGGAUCUGAUCGUUGGUGGACAAUCGAACACGGUGCUAUUCAGUGGAGAACCGAACGGAUUUCCGCUCGAGGUGGAAGGCGAAUAUCCGACGGUCGUGUUCCAGCCGGACGGACGCCGUGUGCUCGUUGUGCAGGCCGGUUCGUACGGUCGACUCGUUGGCAAUCUGACUCUGUUCUUCGAUGAGGAAGGUGAAGUCGAAAGUUGGGAAGGUAAUCCGAUCUUCCUGUCCGAGGACAUUGCCGAAGAUCCAGCCGUCCUGAGUGCGUUGGCACCGUUCCGGGAGGAGGUGGAACAGCUUGGAAACCGUACCGUGGCCGUAUCGGAAGUGGUCAUGUCUCGUAACGACUGCAUUACCGGCGAGUGCGCGAUUGGAAGCCUCGUCACGGAUUCGAUGGUUCGUGCCUUCUUCCCGGUUUACAAUGGUAUUGGCAUCCAGAACCGAGGUGGCAUCCGAGCGGAUCUGCCCACCGGAACGAUCAGCUAUAAGCAGCUGUUUGAGGUGUUGCCCUUCGAGAACCGACUCUACUCGAUGCUGCUCCGUGGCGACUAUCUGAUGGCCGUGCUGGAGCAGAGUGUCCGCAAUGCGCAGGUUGUGAAUGGAACGGUCGAAGCGAGGAACCUUCUGCAAGUGUCGGGUCUGCGGGUGACGUACCGAAUCAACAAUCCACCCGGACGACGCCUGGUAUCGCUGGAAGUGCUGUGCCAGCAGUGUACGGGCGAUGUGUACGAGCCAGUCAAUCCUUUCCGUGAGUACCGUGUCGUCGUGAGUAGCUUCCUUGCUGAGGGUGGUGACGGAUAUGCGGUUUUCGCUCGGGAAGGACAAGAUGUUGAGGAAGGCCCAGUGGAUUUGGAUGCCCUGGAUGAGUACAUCGGUCAACAGUCACCGAUCAGCUCGGUUGGUGGUGAUCGCAUUCGUUUCGUCUUCUAG
Molecule: messenger RNA, 1641 nt
Organism: Anopheles aquasalis
Lineage: Eukaryota; Metazoa; Arthropoda; Insecta; Diptera; Culicidae
Product: apyrase-like
Biological process (GO): AMP catabolic process
Cellular component (GO): plasma membrane
Molecular function (GO): 5'-nucleotidase activity
Source: RefSeq, a predicted model, not a curated record